GACACAAUUAGACUUACAAUUUCUCAAUUUAUUACUAUUAGUAACAGAUUGAUAUUUUAUCCUGUUUACCCUAGAAAAGGUUUACUGUAUAAAAAAAAAUAUCAUAUUGAAAUUGAAAAAGAUGUCUUGACAGAUAAUUCAGAACUAUGUAGAGAUGUAAAAAGAGUUGUCAAG
This is a messenger RNA of Diversispora eburnea, 174 nucleotides long. The record is from the annotation of a GenBank genome assembly. Lineage: Eukaryota; Fungi; Glomeromycota; Glomeromycetes; Diversisporales; Diversisporaceae.